AUGGGGACUACCAACUGCCCUCCCCUCGGAGGAUACUGGAGUACCUUCCGGCAUAUCCCCAACGAUACGGCUCGUACGACUGCCCGAUGUUCCCCUCGUGCUAUUGACAAGGACUACUGGCUGAAGCGGGCCGCAGAGAUCGUACAAUACCAGAGCUACGGCGACUACGUCAUGAAGUCUAGCCCGAAGAAGAUCACGAACGGCUCGGGGAACCAUGAGCUCGAUCUCGUCGACGAAUCUGUGAAAGAGGGCCCGAGUGAGCCAAUGUUCCGCACCAUGGUACCAUCCACCGAGGGUGACGGAACGCUCCCACUUGCACGGCCCAUUGAUACUACUACUAUCGAGGGCGAUAGCAAUUACAGCACAAUCCCUGAGGCCUUCCACAUUCGUGACGAGCAAGGGGAACUCGUCUUUCCAAAGGCGGUUCCCUCGGAGCCUGACCAGCCCAUCUAUCUACAGUCUACUCUAGCUCGGCUAUUGGUAGAUCGUACACUGAUGGAUGAUGAGUGA
Messenger RNA from Perkinsus marinus ATCC 50983, 510 nucleotides. RefSeq lists its product as hypothetical. Lineage: Eukaryota; Perkinsozoa; Perkinsida; Perkinsidae. Bases 1 to 510 code for a protein of 169 amino acids. The transcript has 3 exons. The record is from RefSeq and is a predicted model, not a curated record.